AUGGAAUCAUCAUUAACCAAAAAUAUAAGCGAAAUUAAAUUAUUUAAAGAUUAUCAUAUUUUAGAUUCAUAUAUAGGAAAGCAAUUAUAUUAUUUAUAUCACUCAUGUUCAUCCUCUUCUGAAAAUUUAAAAUUAUUAAAAGAUUCAAUUGAAUCAUUUUCGAGCAAAGAUAACGAAAACGAAUUGAUAUUAACCUUUUCAAUAUUAAAUUCAUUCCAAUCAUUUUUAGUAAACAAAUUACAAAUAGACCAAGAAUUAAGGGAUAAUAAUGAUAAUGAAAAUAUAGAUAUAGGUUUCUUUUAUAUUUACAAAUGGUUAAUUAAUGGAUUGUUUAGUAAUAAAAUCAAAUCUAUAGAUUAUUACAAUAACCAAUACAAGACAAAAGAAAUUACGGAUUUAAAAGAAUUAAUUUCAAAUAUUUUAUACAAAUUGAUUAAAUUAUUGGAAAUACCAAACUUUUUAAAAACAAUUGAAGAGCAAAAGCAUUUUAAUAAGGAGGAAUAUAAUUCAUCAAUAAAAAAAUCAAAUGUAUAUAAAUCAAAGAUUCAAAUACUAUUCGAAAUUAUAGAAAGCUUUUUAAAGAAUGAAAUUGAUAGAAAUAAUAUAUUAAAUAUAGAAUAUAAAACUACAAUAAUAAAACAAUUGUUUUUUAGAUUGUUAGAGUUUAAAUUAGUGCCACAGGAUAAAAGCGAUAUACCAACCCCAUCAAGCACAGGAGAGAUUGAAAGCACAGACAUAGUAUUAAAACAUUGGACCAAUUUAGAAAUUUCAAAAACAGUUGAUGAAACUUUAUUGUACUUCAAAAACUAUAUAAACAGAAAACACAGCUUUAUAAACAGUUUAAUGGAAUUUUAUCAAUGGUCAAAAUCAGAUAUAGAGGUUCAUUUUAAAUUACUAUCAUCCAAUGAAAAUGAAAAUAGAUGGAAAUUCGACACACCCUAUAUACAUUCAUUUUAUAUAUUUAUUACAUCACUUUCACCAUCUUCCUUUAAUAAUAAUAAUAACAAUAAUAAUAAUAAUAAUAAUGAUGAAUCACAAUUAUAUGAAUUAUUUUAUAAAUCAUCAAAUCAAUUUCAUAAAUUUAUAAUAACGAUAGUUUAUAAUUUACUAGAUUGUACCAAUCAAGAUAUAAAAUAUAAAUCAAUAGAUAUAUUAAUAUUCUUUAUUAAUAAUUUAAACAAUAAUCAAAUAAAAUCACUUUUAACUAUAGAUCAGCAACAUUCAAACCAACAACAAAUACAGAGAAAUAUAAUAUAUAGUAAAUUGUUUGAUACAUUAAAACUACUAGAUCCAUCAAAUACCAGCACAGUCAGAAUUUCAAAAUGCACCAAAUUGGUUUUUGAUCUUUUAUAUAUAUUAUUCCCAGUCAAUUCAAAUAACCAACUUAUCAAUCCGUUUAUAACACCGGCCUUCCCCUCCAAUAAUAGUAAUUUUAUUGAAACAUUACAACAAACUCAAAAACAAACCCAAUUCCAAUCCUCUCAGGAUCAGGAAAUCAAUAACUUUUCAAGUUAUCAAGAGAUCAUAGUUCUAUUGGUUUCUAUAUUGGAUGACAUACAGCAGCAACAACAGCCAUUUCAACUAGUAAAGAAAAUAAUUUUCCUGGGUGAAUUCAAAAGAAUGUUUAGAGUAUUGGGUCUUUACACUAUUCAGUACUUUAAAAUUUUAAUUCCAGUAAUUUUAAAAUCAAUUGACGAAUCAUCAUUGAAAACAGAUCAAGAGUUAAUUUUAUCCCUACUGUCUUUUUUAAAUGAAGUUUCAAAAUACUGUUGGAUCCGUUUGGUAUCAUACACUGCAAAUAUAAUUAAAUCAAUAAUGCCAUUGUACGAUGAAAGCGACCAUAAUGGCGACACUACCGGUACAUCAGAACCACACUACAACAACUCCAUAAUACCAAUAAUAGAAAAACUAUACUUGGCACAUAGCAAUUUAAAUAGAUUAUCAGAGUUUUAUAAAAUUAUAAAUCAAGAUGAAACAAACCAAGAAAAACUAAAUCAAAUAAUAAAUAAAUUUAAAUAA
Molecule: messenger RNA, 2019 nt
Organism: Dictyostelium purpureum
Lineage: Eukaryota; Evosea; Eumycetozoa; Dictyosteliales; Dictyosteliaceae
Exons: 3
Coding region: 1-2019 (672 amino acids)
Source: RefSeq, a predicted model, not a curated record